Messenger RNA from Wasmannia auropunctata (little fire ant), 1362 nucleotides. RefSeq lists its product as uncharacterized. Lineage: Eukaryota; Metazoa; Arthropoda; Insecta; Hymenoptera; Formicidae. The coding region runs from base 546 to 881 and encodes 111 amino acids. The transcript has 4 exons. The record is from RefSeq and is a predicted model, not a curated record.
GCGUGCGAAAGUGACAACUCCGUGUGGUCUGCUCCGAUCUACUUUAGGGAAACGUCGAGGGACAUUCACGUUCGCCGAAAGAGUCCCUUUGCAGAUAGUGAUUUUAUCAACUCUACCACACAUCCUACAUCGCCAAAAUCAGUUGACAACACAGGCAUCACCACGUUUCACGUGGUGACAACAUUAAAAUACGGAGAUACGUAUAACUCGCAAAAUCGCGAAUCACAAGCGCACCACGGGCGAGGAAAAACUAGAUAGUGCUAAAUACGGAUCAGGUCGUACGAACUCAAAAAAAGAUAACCUUUGAUUGUGAUGUGGAGGAGCCCCCCGGCGGGCCGAGGGAGCAGGAGGUCAGAGGCACAUCGGUCGUGAAGGCAACAAGCACGGCUCGGCGAAAGUCCCGGGGCGAAAUAGGGGCUGGAGGUAGGGCGGAGGAGGAGGUAAGAUGGUGUGACCUCCGGCGUCAUCCCGCCCGACGCGGAGGUGGUGCUGGAGGUGGCGGAGUCGAGCAGCUGCUCGACUCAGAGGAGGAAGAGCCAACGGCGAUGUCGAGGCAGCUUCGUGGGGACCGGGACCACGUGAGCCGCGACUACCAAGAGGGUUACCACAAUGGUUUUCGGGACUUGCGCGAUCUCCGAGAUUUCAGGGACUUCCAUCGAGACACCCUCGACGAAAGGAACGGUCAGGGACCCGCCGCUCGAACAUAUCGGGACGACUAUCCGGAAGAAUAUGACCAUCGUCCUACCGCUGCAUCCACCUCGGCGAAUCAUACCAACAAUCCGGUAAAAUUGAACGGACGAGUCACGCUGCAUGAGAGUCGCAAUGAUCUGCAAUUAGUGAAUCUGUGCGUACCUACAAGAUCGGCAAUCGUUUGCACUUAAUGGCAAAAUUCCUUGCCGAUGGAAUGCAUCACGAAGCUGAGAACGAUGCACACUAAACAAAAAGUAACACAAACAAACGAUCAGUCCGCCGCGAUGGCUUCGCCUUAAUUCGCCGGAAAGGAAAGAAUCGCCGCAAACGUGAAUCGCAACAAUGGCAUUAACGAACCUCUAAAAUGUCCGAAAAAGACAACGUUGAUUCAGAUUGAAAAUUUAUUGCAGCACUGAAUAUUUUGCAUCAAUUAAAAUGUAGACUGCAUUGAUAACAUAGAUAAUAUUUAGAUUGAAUCCUACAUCAAAUGAUUACUUCUCAACAAACUUAAGCAUAAUUUUUAUAUAAUAUGUACAUAUCGUACGCCUGUGUUACAUUAUGUAUAUGGCAGCUAUAGUCGGUAUUUAUUGGAUUACUAUCUUGUUUUGAUAAAAAUGGAUACAGAAAAAUUAAUGAAAUAUAUACAUAAAUAAUAUUGUAUAUUACAAUUUU